AUGAUUACAUUACGAUACGCACAUCAUAAUCAGAGAUUUGUGAAGGAUUUCAAAACUGAAUGUUUUGCUUUCCUGAGUGUUUAUUUGUACAGUGAAGUUUUUCCCUUUCAUCCCGAAAAUACUCUUGAGAGUUCACUGUGCUUCCGUUGUAACCAUGAAGAAAAUUCAAUGAAGGCAAUGCGAACAGAGUGCAUAAAAAAAUUCCCUUUUAUGCGUGGAUUAGUACUUCAUGAAAUGCAUAACUUCCGGAGACAAUUUUAUGUAAUUGUUAGUAAUUGGGUCGCACUUGGCUUGCUUCCGAUGCUUGCCACCAUCACUUUUUAUGAGCAUGUUGGGUUAAGGAUGAAAUCUGAGAAAGUUAAAAAAGGAUCAAGUUUUGUUAUUAAAACUUCUUCAACUGUAAAUUUUACGUUGAUAGGAAAACCACAAACUAAACUAAAAGAGGACGAGAUGACAAAAGCUUAA
This is a messenger RNA of Clunio marinus, 465 nucleotides long. Lineage: Eukaryota; Metazoa; Arthropoda; Insecta; Diptera; Chironomidae. The record is from the annotation of a GenBank genome assembly.